GUUCGGCACCUGUCCGGACCCUAGGAAAGGCUUAGGAAACUAAGCCUUUUUUACUCCGGUUUUACGGGAAAGGAAACAGGCUCAAGACGUUUUAGUAACUUGCCCAAGGUCACCUAGUCAGCAAGUGGUAGGGCCCAGGCCUGGCCAACACACCCCCUACCCCCGCUACCAGCACAUUCUAGAAGGUUCUGCCUCAGCUUAAAUGGGGUGCAUGCUGUGAGGGCUGUCCCAGGUUUUUCCAGCCCAGCUUAUCUUUCCCUCCUCUGGGAGUCCCCUCACCCAUGUCUGGCACUCUCUCCCUAAUACCCUCUGGGGGCAGCUAAGGGCCUGAGUCCCUCUGGGCAUGAGCCCCUGACUCAAGCCCAUCAGACAGAAAUAAGGAGCUCAGGGAGCACCAGCUUCAUGGAUAAACGAUUGAAGGAAUGAAAGUCCGGCUCUGUCUUUCAGGUCUGAUCUCAGAGCUGAAGCUGGCUGUGCCCUGGGGCCACAUCGCAGCCAAAGCCUGGGGCAACCUGAAGGGCUCCCCAGUUCUCUGCCUGCACGGCUGGUUGGACAAUGCCAACUCCUUCGACACACUCAUCCCUCUUCUCCCGCAAGACUUGUAUUACGUUGCCAUGGAUUUUGGGGGUCAUGGGCUCUCAUCCCAUUACAGCCCAGGUGUCCCAUAUUACUUCCAGAACUUUGUGAAUGAGAUCCGAAGGGUUGUGGCAGCCUUGAAAUGGAAUCGAUUCUCCAUCAUGGGCCACAGCUUCGGUGGCGCCGUGGCUGGGAUGUUUUCCUGUACCUUCCCCGAGAUGGUAGAUAAACUCAUCUUGCUGGACGUGUCACCAUUUGUCCUGGACUUUCAUGAAGUGGAGAAUUUGCUGACCUACAAGCGGAGAGCCAUAGAGCACAUGCUGCAGGUAGAGGCCUCCCAGAAGCCCUUGCACGUGGCCAGCCCGGAGGAGAUGCUGCAGAGGUUCCUGAAGAACCAUAGCCACGUGAGUGAGAAGUGUGGGGAGCUCCUCCUGCAAAGAGGAACCACGAAGAUGCCCACAGGUCUGGUGUUGAACAGAGAUAGGAGGAUGACCUUGCCAGAGCUCAGCUUUGACUUCAUCAGCGAGAAGUGGUUUGUGCACUUCAUCAGGAAGCUGCAGGCCCAAGUCCUGCUCGUCAAAGCAAUCCACGGAUAUUUCGAUGUGAGAAGGGAGAAUGACGCUAACAAGGAGCCCUUCUUGUACAUGAUACGCAUACUGAAAUCCACCCUCAAAGAGCGGUUCCAGUUUGUGGAAGUCCCAGGCACUCACUAUGUCCACAUGAACGAACCCCAGCUUGUGGCCGGUAUCAUCAGCUCCUUCCUACAGAGCAAACCCAGGCUCCCAAACCAGCUAUAGCUCUGGGCUUGGAGCUAUGAAGACCUCGUGCUCCCAGCCUCGGCACUGAGACUCUGAGUUCCCGAGCCCUGCAAGCAGGCCAGGCAUGGUGGGGAAAGGCUCACUGGUCUGGAAGCCCAGCCUAGGAUGGUAGAUUCAGGGGGAAGGGAGCAAGAUUCCAACUUGAACAUCUGUGACCUCAAGAGGGAGACAAUCUCCAGCCAGCUGGAGGGAGGAAGGGCAGGGUAGGCCCACCUAGGCCUUUCCUUGUGGCCCAACUGGAUGGAAAAUACGAGAUGUGCUGGUAUUCUCA
This is a messenger RNA of Cebus imitator (Panamanian white-faced capuchin), 1665 nucleotides long. RefSeq names its product serine hydrolase like 2 (gene SERHL2). The record is from RefSeq and is a predicted model, not a curated record. The transcript is spliced from 11 exons. Bases 423 to 1373 code for a protein of 316 amino acids. Lineage: Eukaryota; Metazoa; Chordata; Mammalia; Primates; Cebidae.